This is a messenger RNA of Babesia bovis T2Bo, 449 nucleotides long. Its product is annotated as variant erythrocyte surface antigen-1 alpha subunit. Bases 31 to 381 code for a protein of 116 amino acids. The transcript has a single exon. The record is from RefSeq and is a predicted model, not a curated record. Lineage: Eukaryota; Apicomplexa; Aconoidasida; Piroplasmida; Babesiidae.
GUAUGUCUCAUUUGGAGUGGAGUUACGUAUAUGCAUUGGACAGGAAAGUAUGCCAAGGGUAGUCCAUACUGGAAUAACCAUAUCCUGGAUGGUAGUGGUCUAGAUGAUGGUACACUAUCCCAAUGGCUACACUCCCUAGGGUUUCCCAAGGAAAUGUUGAACAAUAGUGGUCCCGGUAAUAGAUGGGAUGUUGUGAUUAACAGUGACUUUGUACAAAAGUUUUUUAUGGGAUAUGCGGAUACUAGUGGUGGCAAUAACGGCCAUGGCAGGGACCAUGAUGGUAGUACAUUUAGGAGUGCGGCCGGUAUGAAUUUCGCUGGAUACAUUCAUACCUUAGAGAAGAGUUGCACAGCUACUGCAGUAGUACUGAUAGUACUAUAGGGUUUGGUAGCACUAGUGGUGGUGAACUAUUGAUGAAUACUAUCAGAGAAUUAAGGGAAUGAGGAUAG